ACGAAUGAACUACUUUGUUGAUUUACAAGAAGUGCAGCAGCAAGCCAAAGAGAUAAGCAAUAAAAAGGCUGCAGCAAGAGAGGCAGAGACAACAAAAGAUAAAGAUAACGAUAAAGAUAAAGAUGAAGAAGAAGUGCUGCUUAUUGUAGUUGCAGAGGGAGAGGUUGCUGCGGUGUCUCUGCAGCCCCACUGCAUGCAAAGCCCCGUAUUAUUAAUAACUGAUUUAGACGGCACCCUCUUAGGCUCAGACUUUUAUUUAAAUUUAUUUAAAAAGCACUGGGCUCUUCAUCAUCUCUGGCGGGGUUCGAAGUUGCGUGGAGGACUUAGCAUACCGGGGCGAGCGUUGGCCUAG
Messenger RNA from Eimeria acervulina, 352 nucleotides. RefSeq lists its product as hypothetical. The transcript is spliced from 3 exons. The annotation marks the transcript as partial. The record is from RefSeq and is a predicted model, not a curated record. NCBI's taxonomy places the organism in Eukaryota, Apicomplexa, Conoidasida, Eucoccidiorida, Eimeriidae.